CCCCCCGCCAUGUCCAUGCUCGCCGCUCGCCGCGCUGCACUGCGUGCAGUGCCCCGCACCCGUAACUUCGCCGCCGCCGCUGGCAAGUCCACCUACCGCCAGGAGAUGGAGGCUACCGUCCACCACGCCGAGGAGACGACCGAGCUCUGGCGCAAGAUCAGCUUCUAUGUCUGCAUUCCCGCCAUCGCCGUCUGCGCCCUCUGGGUCCGCAACGUUGAGGCCGAGCACGGCGCCCACCAGGCGCAUCUCCUUGAGGAGAACGGCGGCAAGCUCCCCGAGCCUCCCGCGUACGAGUACCUGAACAGGCGUCACGGCGGUCCCUUCCCCUGGGGCGCGAACACCCUGUUCUUCAACCCCAAGGUCAACAAGGACAUGAGCAAGGUAGAUGAGUAGAUUAGUCGCAUUGUCAAUCUAUUCGUUUGAGGUAUUACCCAAGAUAAUAUCGUGUCACACUGCG
Trametes versicolor FP-101664 SS1 is the source of this 457-nucleotide messenger RNA. Its product is annotated as mitochondrial cytochrome c oxidase subunit VIa. Gene Ontology annotation, molecular function: enzyme regulator activity. The record is from RefSeq and is a predicted model, not a curated record. The transcript has 6 exons. The coding region runs from base 10 to 393 and encodes 127 amino acids. Lineage: Eukaryota; Fungi; Basidiomycota; Agaricomycetes; Polyporales; Polyporaceae. Gene Ontology annotation, biological process: mitochondrial electron transport, cytochrome c to oxygen. Gene Ontology annotation, cellular component: mitochondrial inner membrane.